This is a messenger RNA of Linum trigynum, 3735 nucleotides long. NCBI's taxonomy places the organism in Eukaryota, Viridiplantae, Streptophyta, Magnoliopsida, Malpighiales, Linaceae. The record is from the annotation of a GenBank genome assembly.
UUCUAAAAAAAACUGCCCAAAAAAAAAAAAAAAAACUAUAGCACCCACAAUGUUUAUCCACAAAAAGUUAAAAUUCGCGGCGGUUUUAUUAGCGACGGUGGUAGCAGCUUUAGCGACCAAUCAGCCCGAUAAUCUCCCCAACGAGCUGACGGUUCAUGUUAUCAGCAACUUGAGGGACAAAAUACUGAUAGUGCAUUGCCAAUCCGAAAGCUUCGAUCUCGGUGCCCGUUUGCUCGAGAUCGGGCGCGGCUUCAGUUUGGGCUUCAGGCGGAAGUUCAAUAACCAUUUCUGGUGCGAUCUCGCGGUUGAAGAUAAGCGUCUUACUUUCGAUGCAUUCGUGAAUGACAGCACAUAUCGAAAAUACAUAUAUGUCCGGGAUUCUGGGGUUUACGGGGAGGAUCUCAUUGCUGUAUGGAGGCAAAUUUGACUGCCCUAGGGUGUUCUUUCAUUAAAAAAAAAAAAAACCAGACAAUUUGUUGGUUGGAUUUGGGCUCAAAUGACUUGUUGGGAAUUGCAUAUGGCAUUUUUUCAAUCAAAGAAAUAAAAAAAAAUAUAUAUAUAAUGUUGCCCUCCAUCUUCUUCGUUCUUCUCCGCGGGAAAACCCAGAACCCUAUGGAAAAGUCGAACUCCAAUCGUCUCCCAAACAUCUUCCUUCUUCUCUUCAGCAAACCUCUUGUCCCUCUAAAUCCAAAUUAGUUGGUGGCCAAUCGCCAAAUGUGAUGAGGAAAUCUCCAAUUUCGAGCUUGACGAUCAUAUUGAGGAUCGUGUGCUUGAAAUUUGCAUAGGUCCACUAUACCUUGUGGUUUAAUCAAUUGUUAAUAUUGAGGAUCAUGGAGAUUCGAACAAACGAUCACUUGGUCAAAUCAGACUCGAAUAGCAUGUCAUAAACCAGUUGGUCCCAAUAACUCGAGUUUUUGGAAUAAUGUUAUGAUGGUUCUUAUAUCACACUCUAACAUACCGUUUGGUAUAAAUGAAUUAUAUAAGUUUUGAGGAAUUCAUUUUGAAAUAAAACAUUUUUGUGUUUGGUAUUUAAGAGAAUUCAUUUUCAUUUCUAAAUUUUCAAUUCUAUGGAAUUGAAACUAGUUAUAGCAAUUCCGAGUAAUUGAGAUGGAAUUUCAAAAUGAAUUCCACAAGUAUUUACUAAUUAUAAUAGAAUGAUAUGAUUAUUCUCUUUUAUUAAUUACAUUACUUAUACAUAUGACAUACCAAACAUAUGAAUUCAUUUGACAAUGAAUUCUACAUGGCAAUUCAUUUUAUUUCUAAAGAUUUGAAUAUGACAUAUCAAACACAAUAUUUAAUUUGACAAUGAAUUCGACAUGAUAAUUCAUUUUAGAGUUAAAUAAAUUCUCGAUUCAUUUGGUACCAAACAGUCCAUAACAAUAUCCUUUGAAAAUAACAAUAAGUGUAUUUUCACUUUAUUACUCGACAUGUUUUACGCAAAUACGUCUCUGACCUAUCCAAUUUUCUGGCAUAAUACUUAGGAACAUCUGGAUUCCAGUAGAGCAAAAAAAUUUAAUCAAUAUGUUUGUGCAGGUUGUCAAAAUAUAGAAAUUACACGAAUCCCACAUUCCGUGAAAUUGUGACACAAAAAAAACCGCACCAAAAUUCUUAAUCCAAACGAAUCCUUACACUCCUAAAGUAUUGUUCAUAUAGGAAGUCUGAUUAGGUAUCUCUAAUGUCCGCCAAAGAGGGGUCAAUUAAUUGAUAUUCAAAAGAGUUUUGUGUAUUAUUUGAAACUCUUUUCCACGUCCGUCCCCAAAGAACAAAAAUGGAAGACGACGAAAAAUUAAGGACCUUUGACCAAAGCGGCAGAGGGGACUAACUCUCUUUCGUCUAAUGAAUAAGAAGGUAUGUUUUCGAAAUCAGAACCAACGUUGAAUCGAAAAAAUAGUAGUUUAUGGUUCAACGAUUAACUAUUAUUGUAGAACACUUGAUUAACCGUUUAAAAAUCAUUUCUUACGUUAUAACAUAAAAGUCAUAUCUAAUACGCUAAUUUAUCGCUAAGCAUAAAAAUUUAAAUUAUAUCAUCUAUCAUCAAAACUUCUAGCUCACAAAAGAAAUUAUAAUUUUUUAGUUCAAGUUAGUAAUUAGGUGACAAUCCGUAGUCGGUCAAUCAUAAAAUUACUAAUUCAUGUCGGCUGGUCGGGUGGUCUUAGUUACAUUAAAAUUAUAUUUUUUUUAUUUUUCGUUUGUUAAAAUAGUGAAUCAAUGGACCUGUUAGAAUAUGACUUGAAUUUGAUUGGUUUUGUUUUGUGUUUUAGGCCUAUUCUGUUUGGGUUUGGGAUUGGGUUUUGUUUUGGCCUUUUCCUUGUAUGUUUGGGAAAAAGGUGUUUGGUUUUCUGUUUGGGAUUAGGAGAAGAGUUCUAUAAAUACUCUUCAUCACCCUAGUCUGUAGUAAGGUCAGUCAGGUUAGUUUGUUUGGUUUGUUCGUUUGGAAUUCGGUUUGUAACAUGUACUCUCCUCAAAUCAGUGAAAUUUGUUCUCCCCUGCCCGUGGAUUAGCUAGCACACAUUGUGUUAGUGAACCACGUUAAAUUUGUGUUUGUUUGGGUUGCUUUGGAAUAUCGAUUGCACGCUUCUGUUCUGACAAGUGGUAUCAGAGCCUGGUUCAGUGCGGGACGGUGGACGUCAGUUCGGUGGACCCUCGCUCGGUGACCUCGGGGUUUGAGAUCUGCAUCUGGUUUGGUGGAUCCAGGAGAGAUCCACGUUUGGGCUUGGCGGAUCAAAGAGAGUUCCGCAUUUGGGAAGCAGAUUAAAGAGAGUUCUGCGUCUGGUAAAGUCCUUGUAUCGAGAAGCCCAUCGAUAGAAGGCAUCUGGCGGAUCAAGAUAAUCGCUGAGGUGAGGACACGAAGUUCGUGGUCCUUGGCUUGAGGGGAGGAUUGUUAUGAGACAAUCCAAGUACCACAUCGGUUAUACAAGGGAAAGAACCCUUGUAUAUUAGUGUCCACCAAUCUCAUUAGUACGAGGCCUUUUGGGGAGGACACCCAAGAGUAAAACCGUGCGGGCUCGGCCCAAAGCGGACAAUAUCGUACUAAUGGGCUGCCCAGUUAUGACAAGUGGUAUCAGAGCCGCGAUUGAUCUUUGGGUUAUUUGAAACUGCCUUGCGGAUUUUCGGAUCGUGCUGCUGGUUGAUGGUUUGAGUUGAAAUAAUUGGUUAAGAUUGAGGUGGUUGGUUAGGGUUUGGGGAAAAGUAUGUUUGUAAUUGGGAGAUGCAGGCUUGGAGUUAGCAGUAAAUUUGAUGUUGGUGUUAUGGACGGAAAUAACACCAAGCUGGUUCUGCAUGGCAAGUCCCAACAUGGGUUGGACUUGCUGCAUGUUUUGAUUUGUUGAUCGCCCUUAGGGACAUUUGGAGGAAAGGGAGAUUCUGUUACAGCUGAUUUGGAGGAGUUAGUACGUCUGGCAAUUCUGAUUGCGUCUGAGUUUGGCGAUUUGCAUCGCGUUUGAGUCUGGCGAUAUGUGUCGCGUCUGGGUACAUCUGGCAACUUUGGUUGCGUUUGGUACAUUUGGCAACUUUGGUUGCAUCUGGUACAUUUGGUAUUUGAGAGAGAAUUCAAGUCAAGGUGGAGAUUGUUAGAAUAUGACUUGAAUUUGAUUGGUUUUGUUUUGUGUUUUAGGCCUAUUCUGUUUGGGUUUGGGAUUGGGUUUUGUUUUGGCCUUUUCCUUGUAUGUUUGGGAAAAGGUGUUUGGUUUUCUGUUUGGGAUUAGGAGAAGAGUUCUAUAAAUACUCUUCAUCACC